UAAGCCUCAAAUCCCGGUCCUGAUUGCGUUCGGACCGGGCCCUCCCCGCGGCGCGGUGCGAGCCCCGCGUUGGCCCGGCCCCGCCGCGCGCCGCGCGCCCGCCCGGCCGUUGCUAGGCGCCGUUGGCCACCUGGGCGCGGGAUGCGGGCGGGCGCCAGGUGAGGACGGGGCUGCCCCGGGCCCAGGUAAACAUGGAGAAAGAGCUUCGGAGCACCAUUCUUUUCAACGCCUACAAAAAGGAAGUGUUUACCACCAACAAUGGCUAUAAGUCCUUGCAGAAAAGACUUCGGAGUAACUGGAAAAUCCAGAGCUUAAAAGAUGAAAUCACAUCCGAGAAGCUAAUUGGGGUGAAACUAUGGAUCACGGCUGGGCCAAGGGAAAAAUUCACUGCAGCCGAGUUUGAGGUCCUGAAGAAAUACCUCGAAGACGGCGGCGAUAUCCUCGUGAUGCUGGGGGAGGGCGGCGAAUCCCGGUUCGACACCAACAUCAACUUCCUGCUAGAAGAGUACGGCAUCAUGGUUAAUAAUGAUGCUGUGGUUAGAAACGUGUAUUACAAGUACUUCCACCCGAAAGAAGCUCUGGUGUCCAACGGCGUCCUGAAUAGAGAAAUCAGCCGAGCUGCAGGGAAGGCUGUGCCCGGCAUCAUUGACGAGGAGAACAGUGGGAACAACGCCCAGGCUCUGACCUUCGUGUACCCCUUUGGAGCCACUCUGAGCGUCAUGAAACCCGCAGUGGCUGUUUUGUCCACAGGCUCUGUCUGUUUCCCUCUCAAUAGGCCCAUUCUGGCUUUUUAUCACUCGAAGAACCACGGAGGGAAGCUGGCGGUGCUCGGCUCCUGCCACAUGUUCAGCGACCAGUAUCUGGAUAAGGAAGAAAAUAGCAAGAUCAUGGAUGUUGUUUUCCAGUGGCUCACUACGGGGGAUAUCCACCUAAACCAGAUCGAUGCCGAGGACCCAGAGAUCUCCGACUACAUGAUGCUGCCCGACACGGCCACGCUGUCCGAGCGCCUGCGGGUGUGUCUCCAGGAGGGCGACGAGAACCCGCGAGACUUCACCACCCUCUUCGACCUGUCCAUCUACCAGCUGGACACCACCUCCCUCCCCAAGGUCAUCAAGGCUCACGAGCAGCUGAACGUGAAGCAUGAACCUCUCCAGCUCAUCCAGCCUCAGUUUGAGACGCCGCUGCCGGCCCUCCAGCCAGCGGUUUUCCCUCCCAGCUUCAGGGAACUGCCGCCGCCGCCUCUGGAACUGUUUGACUUAGAUGAGACUUUCUCCUCUGAGAAGGCCCGACUAGCGCAGAUCACCAAUAAGUGUACUGAAGACGACCUGGAAUUCUAUGUCAGGAAGUGUGGCGGCAUCCUGGGAGUGACCAGUAAACUACCAAAGGACCAGCAGGACGCCAAGCAUAUCCUGGAGCACAUCUUCUUCCAGGUGGUGGAGUUCAAGAAACUGAAUCAGGAGCACGACAUCGACACGAGUGAGGUGGCAUUCCAGAGUCAUUUCUGAGGCCGCGUGUCCCGGAAGCGUUGCUGCCUCUGAGACUUCGGGCGCUGCUUUUCGACCCUCCGACUCCCGGGUACAGGCUCCAGGCUCUCCUGUGUGAGUUGUGCAAGGUCCGUUCACUCUUCCUGUGCCACCCCGAUCACUCUCACACUCCAGCCCGUACGAUCCUGUGGAAGGUCCAUUCCAUUUUUCUAAGAUCUGAGCAAAUCUGUACUUUUAUAAUAAUAUAAAACUGUCUUUCAUCGAAGUCUUUUCUUUCAACUCCA
Sorex fumeus (smoky shrew) is the source of this 1768-nucleotide messenger RNA. It is a transcript of the gene IFT52, whose product is annotated as intraflagellar transport 52. NCBI's taxonomy places the organism in Eukaryota, Metazoa, Chordata, Mammalia, Eulipotyphla, Soricidae. Gene Ontology annotation, biological process: cilium assembly; intraciliary transport. The record is from RefSeq and is a predicted model, not a curated record. Gene Ontology annotation, cellular component: centriole; intraciliary transport particle B; cilium. The coding region runs from base 192 to 1505 and encodes 437 amino acids. The transcript has 14 exons.